AUGCAAACGGUGAAGCGGACGCCAACAUGGAAUUACUUGAAAGUGAUAAUCAUCAAAGGCAAGGUUUUGCUGACUCCGACUCAACAUCGUCGAGGAGACGAUAUCGUGGUACCGUUAGCGCCGCAUGCUCGAGCACUCGCUCGGAUGACGACCCAAGUUUUAAAGGGUCAUCUGCUCUACGUUUUGUCCGGAGAUCGUGCAACUCAGAUUGAUUCUUUCGUACAGCAAUAUUAUCUAACGUUUCUGUUGGAGACCAUUUCCAUUGUUCUCUUUGAUGGAAAGAAAAAGCAAGCCAACACUCUGUUGCUCGUCGAGCUCUUGAAACCGAUCGCUGAUGUUACGGAGGUGCAAGUAUUUGAUAAAACUCGCCCAGCUCCCGGUGAUGAUGCAGUUUCAAUUAAAAAAAUCGGAUUAGAAGAAGAAAACGACGGCAAAACAGUUGCUUUUGGUCCUAGGACCCGAAUUGCAGCCUCAAAUCUUAUGGAUGUUGUGAUGAAUGUUAUUGAGAGAUUUUUCACGGUGUUUCUUCAAGAAGAAUAUGAUAUGACUCGUGAUUGCGGUGAGAUUAAGUCUUCGCACAUGGUGAUGACAUCCUUUCUCAUUUCUGCAAGUUUAUUGCAGAAGCUGUCCGAUUUGGAAGCGCUGUCUGCUUCGCCGUUGACGGUAGCGUUGCUUACAAGUGAUGAAUCAAGCGAGUCAAAGGAUGCGCUAUUCGAACCGAAACAACUCAUGAUACAGCUGCAUACAAUGUGCGUUAGUGCAUUGCUAUCAAUUUGGAAAAAACCGAAGUUCUCGUGCUCAUCUGUGGAGUCAUGGCUGACAAAUAUUGUUCCAAUUGCUGUUACUAUUCUUAAAAAUCGCAUUGAUCGCGGCGAUGAUACAGCAAGAGAUGGCGCCGCAGGUCAUCGGCAAAAUUCAGGCCUUACUCCUACCAGCUUAGACAGAAGUCAUAGCAUUGAGCCUUUCAAUGAAGCGCUGUCUUUCCGAAGAGCAAUCUUUACAGGUGCUCAAAGUGGUCGGACCCCCGAAUCGGGCGAGAGUAGUCCCCCACAGCCAUUUGUACCGGAUCCCGAAAUUGUAGACAACUUGAUUUCAAUGGGUUUUUCUCAAACACGAGUGGAGCUUGCGCUUCGUCAAGUUCAGGUGAAUAACGUUGAGCUGGCUAUGGAAUGGAUCCUAGGUCACCCAGAGAAUGAAAGGGAGGCAGAAGACGAUUCAUUUCAGCGGGACAAGUCGAUGAGUGAGGUCAGUGAACCUGUCGAGGCUGCUUCCUCUUUUAACAACGAAGCAACAGAAGGUAAAAAAAAGGAAGAAAACCUACAGGCGUUUUAUAAUUUAUUGAGGGAUAGCUUUGAAGCAGUGUGUUUUCAAAUCCUACGAGUUCAGGCUUACAAAGUAAAAACAGAGGUAACAAAAGCUAUUAAGGACUCUAAAAUUUCGAGCCUUCAGCCAAGCCAAAAUUCUGUUAAAGCGAUCGCCGAGUUUCUCAGUUAUUUAUGCUCACGCUCAGACGAAGAUUGUAAACUGGUGCUGGAUCGUCUAAAUUGUGCUAUCUUGGAUUACUUUCAUGGAAACCAAGAAGAGGGAGAUGAGUAUUUGACAGUUUUAGCCCACCUUCUUGCGCUUGUACUUCGACUAAAUCCGGGAUCAGGGUCUCAAUUGAAACUUCAAUCACCUUCGUGCAUCGACAAUCUCGUUGCUUCGGUGUCGAACUUGGAAAGUAAUGAGCUGAAGCCGUCUUGCACUCCUGUGCUAUUAGUUUUCGACGCUUUGGUAGCAGGGAUGGCAGCAGAGCAAGUCAAGGCUUCCAGGUCACUUUCUCCGGAGAAAUCUCAUGUGAGUGAUGAAGCAAGCAACUGGAAUAAACUAGAGAGCAAAAGCAAAGGCAACGGAAUAGCAAAUCAGGCCGAGGACACAGCAUUUGAACUGCUCAUCCUUACCACUUGCUUGAAAAUCAUAAAGCAAAGAUCUUUAGUGGAUUCAACCAAUGACAGCAAGGCACUAAUCCAUGCAAUCUGGCAACUUUUGUCGCACCUAACGCUCCGAUAUGAUCUAGCAUCGUACUUUUUUGCCCACGGUGGGCUUGAUGCAGUGCUGGAUAUUCCGAACGACUGGUUCUUUGUCGGAUAUCCAGAAGUAACGUGUACAUUGCUUUCGCAGAUUUUAGAAUCUCCUGAAAUUCUGGAGCACAAGAUGGAAGAAAAAAUCCGGCAGGCGAUUACCAAACUGUCGACACGGCUUGGCGCGCCAAGUCAAAUGCGGAUCACGCCACGUGCGUUGCUGGCAGAGGUCGCUUCAUUUGCGGUUCGUAAUGAAUCUGUGCUUUUGAAAGCGUUGCAGAAUUCAGUCUGGGUAAAGAAGAGUGAAUCAGGUCGAACGUAUAUCGUGCCGAGGCCCAAAAAGACGGACAGCUGCGAAACAAUAUCAGGGCAGUCUGGGGAUCAGCCUCAACCACCGUCGGAUCAAAACGAUGCAGCAAGGGCGGAUAAAGCGUUGCAUAAGCUGCCGAAAGAUCAUAAGCAUCAGGCUCACAUCAUUGUGCACAAGGUGAUUGGACGCAUUCGGCGUUUGUGGGACGUCGAACAGCAUAUCAUGGUGGACUUUGAUGCGCAACAGAUAUUCAACACUUCGCCAGCGGAGACAUGCGUUGGAGUGUACUUGCAGCUACUUGUUCAUUUGAUCACACAUUUUCCUGCAUGCGCGGCAGUGCUGGCGAAAGCAAAAGCUGAUGCUGAUUUGCGUGGAGAGCGAGGCAGCUUCGUUCGUUUCUUACUCUCCGAAUGUUUGCCAUCUCGUGAACUAUGUCGGUUUGCUGCGGCCCGCAAAUCAUUGAGAGAGGAUGGUUACUAUGGAAACAGCAGACUCGGUGGGGGCGAUGCAGAUUUGCUAAUUGCAGAUGUUAAAUCAUUCGUUGACAGUCGUACCAGGAUGCGCGUGUACAACGCUCACAGACUGCUUGUAGGUGUCGGUAGUCAUUCGGGUGAAGGCUCGAAGUGCAUCAUCUCUGAGCUAGUAAAUCUGCUCCAAGAAUGGCCGCAGAGCAUUACAGUAGAUCUAGCUAGCGCGAACGACGACCCGAGCGUACGUGACGAACGUGCACUGACCUUAUUGCACGCCUGGUCAGGCUUGAUUAUGAGUAUUCUAUGGCCCAAGGGGUCGUCAAAGGGAUUCGCGUGGGAUAAGGUCCUAGGAAAAGGUUUUAAGGGCAAACACUCGUUUGUGAACCUUCUAGCUGAGGCACUUUGCAAAAUUGACUUAACCCACCAUUUAGCACACGCGACCUGCACCAUGACUUUGCGUCCAUUAUCUACGCUGACGCGGUCCUUUGUGACCCACCGAGUGAGGCGUCUACUUAAAAAGCGGAAUCAUAGGCCAACUGCCUCAGGUGACGCUGUUAGUAGUCAAAAUCAGUCGGUAAGCGGUCGGGUAUUAGUCGCCGUGACACCUUCUGCUGUAGCUUCGAAUAGUACGGAUACAUUCUUUGGCCAAGGUGGCACGAUGGAAGAAGAUCUCGAUAUUCCAGGGGCGAAUGAUAGUGCGGAGUCUCGCUCUUGUCCUUUGCACGACCAGGAUGAUGAUGAUGUUUUCAUGAGAUCUCCGUUGUCUGCAGAAGGCGACCAUGACAUGCGUGCCGGAAUCGAAAAUGAGGAUCACAGUGAAGACGAGCACAGCGACAGUAGUAGUGACUCUAAUCAUUCUACUGACGAAGGAGACGGGGAUGAAGAUGAGGAGGAUGAGGAAGUCAAUGAUGAAGACGACGACGAUGAUGAAGAUGAUGAAGAUGAAGACGAUGAAGACGAAGAUGAUGAUUUUGAAGGCGAAGACGAGGAUGGAGCGCACCAUCGUCUUCAUGUUAUUCGACGAACGGGUGGUCCUGGUCCGAAUCGCUGUAUCUCUUCCAGUCGUACAUGGGGAUCUCUGGAUUCGGAUCUUUCAAGUUUGGAUGCACUUGAUGAAGUGGACGAAGAGGAAUAUUCCUACUUGCACAUACUCGAUGAUGAGGCUUUAUUUACUGAAGAGCAACGACGUCGCUUUCGUUUUGCAACAGCUCAAUCUGCUGCACCAGCUCGUAAUGACGAGAGCUCAAGAAGCUCUGAGGACCGCCUCGUCGACUCCAUGCGCGACGCGCUUGGCUUGUACGAUGCUAGCGGUGGUUUUGGACUACACUCUACUCCUGAUGGACAGACUCUCGUGCUAACUUUUGGAGAUUUAGAAAACGACGAACGCGUAGACGGGGAAGCACAAUUAGAUAUCGCUUCACGUAGAAAUCGGUUAGGCAGUGGAGGAGGACUUGGAUCAUUUUUAGGAGUGCAAAACCGAUUGGAUGCUAGCAGGAUGGCAAACUCACUUCUUCAGUAUAUUGAAGAGUUACCAGACAUGCUCGAUGACAGCUUACUUUUUGAAUCAGAUGACAACGGUGGGAGGAGUGAUCGGACACGCCGUGAACGUCAGCCAGGGGGCCCAGGAGACCACCCAGAAAUUAACGGUACGAUGCACCCUAUGCUGCGCAUGAGUGGGCGUAGUGAUCCACAUUAUUUGAACUCUCUUGAAUUUCUGCACAAUUCUGACCAAUAUUCGCUACCUCGCCAUUCGACACUCCUGCGUGAGCUGCAAGACCUGACCGACCAGGUUCAGAUGCAACCACCUCUGGCUGGCAGCCGAUCUCGUUCGGCUUUGGGGCAAGAACCCUUGCAACGUGUCGGCUUAGGAAGUCGAGGACGACCUCCUAGUCGUAUAAAUCGUUUGUCUGCAGUUUCUAAUCUACUAAGUGAGUUCUCCCUGGACAUUCCAGCCUCGAUAUUGCCAGAGCGUAAUCAGCGUCUCAGCUUACGACGAGGUGAUCGCGAUAUAUUUGGUAACUUUUUUGUCGGUGUCGACUUAUCUCGUGGACUUACCAGCCGCAGCGGCAAUAUCAUAGGACGUGCCGCAUCGAGUUCUGCGAUUUGGGGUCCGGGCGCAAUGGGUAGAAGUGCAAAUGCUCGAUCGGUGGCUUCCAGACUCGAGCAACAGGUAACGCGCAUCUGUGCCGAUGAUGGCGACCAAGCAGUUAUCUCAGAUUCUGGGCAAAGUCAUGCAGAAGCAUCAAUUCAGGAUGUUGAUGGUGUCAUGGAAGGUGGUAGUGGUGGAACCUUACGAAGUGGAGAGCGUACUCAAACUGAUGGUCGAGCUUCUAAUAUAGCAGAAGCUUGUGACGUUCGCUUCAAUACAAUAUCGAAUAGAGAUAGCAUUGAUAGAUUCGAAACGGGUACAGAUGCUGCUUCGGUGUUGGAACUUACAAGUACAUUAGGAGAAACUUCAUUAUUACGGUCACCGCCUCUAUCUGAUGCUGAUGUGGACAUUGCAGACACCGAAAGCGUGUCAGUAAGCCAAGGGGCAGUCGUUGAAUUACCAUCAGCCGUGACCUCUUUACCAGGAAGUACUAUCGAGAGUAUGGCACCUCCUGCUCCAGUACCUUUUACCCUUCCGGGGACGUCUGCAUCCCUCUCAACAUCAGAUGCCAUGAUGAAUUUCACGCUGGACCUAUCGGGAUUCGGCGCGCUUCCUGCCCUCAGCGAUAACACUAGCCACGAAACUAUGCCGCAUGGGACGCCUGCCGCGCUGCCAGAACAACAAGGAGAGCAGCAACACUAUCGAUGCCCUGAAGGUAUGGACGCUGAGGUAUUUGCUUCAUUGCCUUCGGACAUGCAGGCGGAGAUCAUUGCGCAAAACACACCUGCAGUUGUUGGAUCUGCAAGUGUGUUCAGCAAUGCUGCAACGUCUGGAGGUGGGGGCGUUGGUUCGGAGAGUAUGUCACAAAUUGAUCUGGAUAUGGCCAACUCCAGUUUUGAUCGUGAGACACUAGAGGCAUUGCCACCAGACAUUCGUGCAGAAGUGCUAGAAAAUGAACGUCGCGAGCGUGAAGCGGCUGCCCGUGCGGAAACAGCUGACACCUCACGCGCUCAAGAAAUGGACAAUGCUUCAUUCGUGGCUUCCCUGGCUCCAGAAUUGCGUGAGGAAAUUCUGGUAACUUGUGACGAAGCGUUUUUGCAGACAUUGCCAUCUCAAGUCCGUGCUGAAGCCACGGUGCUGCGUGAACGCGCAGCCUUUCGCUCAACGUAUCGCGACCGAAAUCGUGGAACUGAAGAACGGAAUGAUGGUGGUGGUGAUGCUGACAUGGAUGAACUUUUUAAUCGCCCGACAUUGCGACGUAUGCUAAAUUCUCACAGUUCUGAAAGAGGAAGAAGUCUUCGGCGGUCCCGCUUGUUCUACAAUGAAAUAGGUGGAGGGCGUCAUGGCAGCCACGACAUUCAACGUGUAGAUGGCUACUCUCAAAGUCGCAAAGGCUUCUUGCAGAUUGAAAAAGACGAAGAAGAGAAACCUGAUGAGCGGAUUUUCGACGACCGAUGUGUACGUGGUGUCAUUCGCCUAAUAUUUAUGACUCAGUCAGUCAUUCAGAAUCGCGUGCUCCAACGGCUGCUUGCCAAUAUUUGUUUGUACCCGCUGACGCGCUCUUGCGUCCGACGUAACUUGCUGCGCAUAAUAUCGCUACCUCUCUCACAACCUCUAGUUCCUGGUCAAGAGAAGGAUGACGAUGACGAUGGAAGCGGCAACAUUCAAUUUCCUCCAAGCAGGAUGUAUGGCUGUGGCAUUGAUGGAAUGCGUGUGAUAACAGGAUCCUCUAUUCCUGCUGAAUUAGUGAACCGCAUGCUUCAUGUUUUUGUGUCGCUAGCCAAGUACAAUCCACGGUUUACGCUGGAAAUGCUUAAACCUCAUGGCAUGCGUCGAAAAUCGGAUCAAGAAGUUGAGGCAGACAAAGUUCAGGCGACUCUGACUGAUGAGUGUGGUGCAGCUGUUCUUGUCGACUUGUUGGCCUUGCCCGUCGUGUACCGCAAUGGUACAAAUUUGGAUGCGUUGCUAGAAUUGCUUGAGCUCCUUUUUUCACCUUUAGCGCGAUUGCAUCAGCCAGACGAUGAUGAAGAGAAGGCGGAAGGUGACGAAGGAGAUGUUGUAACUCCGGAGUAUGGAGACGAGUGGGUAUCAGUCCCUAUCGUGAAGCUUGAUGAAGUGCGUAUGAGUGAGAUCGUGUCUGUGCUGUGCAUGGAUCUUUGUACUAAUCAAAUGCAGGAGCGCACUCUGGCGGUGCUAAAGCUGUUAAAUCAUGUAAACGCCAACAGCGAGCUUGGAAUCCGUGCGAUUGUACAGCAUGCAUGCAAACUAUCUCAUGUUGAUCUUAAUAAGGGAAGGAAAAUGUCCGCUGAUAGUGCUGGAUAUGAAUCAUCAGCUGUUUUACCUUCCGCCCAAGAUGAGCUUAAACUCUUACGUUUGCUCCAUUCUUUGUCGGAUAUCUGCAAGAGUACAGCAAAUUUCGCUGAAUGCUGUCAAACAAUCGGCUUAGACCCACUGUGGGAUGCACUGAGCCUAUCGCUUACUAAAGCUCGUGCUUCGGGUGGUCUUGAUGACCAGGACAAUCUUGCUAAUGGUUCUGUUACGAUGAGAGCCUCAUCAAUGUCAGUGCCUUCGUUAACUGAUGCAGGUGCAGCCACGGAAGAUGCUGAUGGAAUGGUGAUUGAGGGAAAGAGUGCAGGUGCUUCGUGCGCGAUGGCUGCGCUGCUAGCAAGGUUCCUUCCUCUAGUUGAAGCAUUCUUUGUGGUUAAUGCUCGAGACGCAGCAUCAAUGUCGUUGCGUGUACCUGAUUCUAAUGAACGCGAAGAGACUAUCGUGGCAGCACUGCGUGUUGGUGGAUUUGAUGGCACGGGAACCGGUGCUUUUGAAGAGAAUAAAGAUCAAAACACUUUCGUAAAGAGUACACUGAAACGCACUUCGUCGGCUCUAUCCUCUUUAUCUGAGGCAAGUGAAGCCAUCAGACUAGCUAACUUCGUAGAGUCGAAUCGCGUUCUUUUAAAUCUUCUUGUGCGUGAGAAACCGGCACUUUUGGAUAGCUCUCUGGCAGCUCUGAUUAAAAUUCCUCGCUGCCGAGCUUACCUGGCUUUCGAUAACAAACGCACAUAUUUCCACAGCUCCAUGAAGCGUCUUCGUCAAGCUGCAUUGCGGAACCACGGCGGUGGUAGCUCCUCUGUACGAAUUCCAGUACGUCGUGACCAUAUCUUUGAGGAUUCGUAUUAUGCACUUCGAAUGCGCAGUGGUACAGAAUUACGACGAAAACUGCAUAUCUCAUUUACAGGUGAAGAAGGCAUUGAUGCUGGUGGAGUUACACGAGAAUGGUACAUGAUUUUGGCGCGAGAGAUGUUUAAUCCGAACUACGUGCUCUUCACUUCGGCCGCAGACUCACCUACGUUCCAGCCAAAUCCGCUUUCUUACGUGAAUAAAGAUCAUUUAAGUUAUUUUGAGUUCGUCGGAAAGGUGCUAGGUAAGGCGGUAGCAGAUGGACAGCUUCUGGACGCUCAUUUCACGCGGUCCUUUUACAAGCACAUCCUGCAGUUGCCGAUUACGUACCACGAUAUGGAAGCUAUUGACCCGGAAUACUAUCGCAAUCUUCACUCCAUAUUGGACAAUUCAAUUGCAGAUCUUGGCUUAGAGCUAACCUUCUCUGCAGAGCAGUCGAAUUUCGGCAAAGUGGAGAUAGUUGAUUUAAUUCCUGAUGGCCGUCAUGUGUCCGUGACGGAUGAAAACAAGAUGGAAUAUGUAAAGCUCGUGACACACCAUCGCAUGGCUACAGGUAUUCGGCAACAAAUCGAUGCAUUUUUAAAAGGUUUUCAUCAGCUAGUGCCACCUGAACUUAUCGCCAUCUUUAAUGAGAAUGAGCUGGAGCUCUUAAUCUCUGGUAUGCCUGAAAUUGACAUUGAUGACUUGAAGGCCAACACGGAAUAUGCCAACUACAAGCCCACCGACUCAGUGAUUCGAUGGUUCUGGAAUGUGCUGUAUGCAUUCACUCAUGAAGAGCGCGCACUCUUUCUGCAAUUUGUAACUGGUACGUCCAAGGUGCCACUGGAAGGUUUUAAGGCACUCGAGGGAAUGCGUGGCACACAAAAGUUUAACAUUCACAAAGCCUUUGGUAAUAACAGUGCCUUACCGUCUGCUCAUACCUGUUUCAAUCAGCUGGACCUCCCUGAGUACGAGAAUGAGGAGAAAUUAAAGCAGUGUCUAUUGCUUGCAAUUCGCGAAGGAUCCGAAGGAUUUGGUUUUGGUUAA
This is a messenger RNA of Plasmopara halstedii, 9129 nucleotides long. RefSeq names its product hect e3 ubiquitin. The transcript has 4 exons. Gene Ontology annotation, biological process: positive regulation of protein catabolic process; protein polyubiquitination; proteasome-mediated ubiquitin-dependent protein catabolic process. Gene Ontology annotation, molecular function: protein binding; ubiquitin-protein transferase activity. The record is from RefSeq and is a predicted model, not a curated record. Bases 1 to 9129 code for a protein of 3042 amino acids. NCBI's taxonomy places the organism in Eukaryota, Oomycota, Peronosporomycetes, Peronosporales, Peronosporaceae.